AUGUCAGAUAUUAAACCCGAACUGUCCGAUCCAGAGCUAAAAGUUGGUCAAGAGAGCAGUAUCACUGGAACUUCAUCUGGAAGUAAUACUAAUGGUAACGGUGGUAGUGGUACUUCAUCUAGAAAAACAGCCCAUGAUUUAUUGCAUACACCACCACCUAACCUACGAGCAAGAAUACAACGAUUUUUUUAUAAUAGAGAUCUUGCAGCACGUCCUGAUUAUUUACAGGAAAUUUAUAAUACUAUGCCCAGAAAGAUAUAUUUCAAUCAUGAAUUACCAAGUGAUAUGACGACCUCACAAGGUCAUGCUAUAGUUAAAUAUCCACGUAAUAAAAUUAGAACUACUAAAUAUACUCCAAUUUCAUUCAUACCCAAGAAUUUAUUAUUUCAAUUCACAAAUGUUGCCAAUUUUUAUUUCCUUGUUCUUGUCAUUUUAGGUGCAUUUCAAAUAUUCGGUGUUCCUUCUCCAGGUUUGGCUGCUGUUCCUCUUAUUGUUAUUGUAACAAUUACGGCAGUUAAAGAUGCUUUAGAAGAUUAUAGAAGAGUUGUAAGUGAUUCCGAGUUGAAUAAUUCACCAAUUCAUUUAUUAUGCGGAACUCACAAUCCAAAUGUGGAAGUUGACGAUGUUAGCUCUUGGAGAAGAUUCAAGAAGGCUUGUACAAGAGGUUUACGCUCCACUUAUAAAGUACUUAGGAAAUGCUUUAUUAGUACUUGUGGGACUAAAAAGAAGAAGCAAGAGCUUAUACGUCAACAAGUAAAUGAAGAUGAAUAUGCAUUGAGAAGAGUCUCAACAGUUGUUUCCGAAUAUUCAUAUAAUUCCCAACCUGAGCCAAGAUAUAGUAAUGAUACAAGUAGGGUUAGUGCUAGAUUUAGAAAAUCAAUUCAAUCAGGAAGAAGUCACCAUCGUCCAACCGUAGCUUUACCGAAUUCAUUAUUGAAUCCAGUUUUAAAGAAAGAAAAUCAAAACUUGGAUGAUUCCAAAAGGACAGUAUUCAAGAAUAGAAGUUGGAAAGAUGUCAAUGUUGGUGAUAUUAUUAGAAUUAGAGCAAAUGAAGAAGUUCCUGCUGAUGUCAUUAUCAUUUCCGAUUCCGACCCAGAAGGUAAUUGUUAUGUAGAAACUAAAAACUUGGAUGGGGAAACUAAUUUAAAGAUGAAAACAGCUUUGAAGUGUGGUGGAACUAAUAAUUUAAAGCAUUCAGAUGAUUUAGGAGAUGUUAAAUUCUGGGUUGAAUGUGAUGCUCCAAAUCCUCAUUUGUAUACAUUCAAAGGUACUAUUCAUUAUGAAAACUAUGAUGCUGUUGGAAGACUAGUAAAUGCAGAUGAAAAGGAACCUAUCACUCCAGAUAAUAUUUUAUUAAGAGGGUGUACAUUAAGAAAUACUAAAUGGGUUAUUGGUUUAGUUGUAUAUACUGGUGCGGAAUCAAAAAUUAUGCUUAAUUCAGGUGUUACUCCAACUAAGAAAUCCCGUAUUUCUAGUCAAUUAAAUUUAUCGGUCAUUAUCAAUUUCCUUUUGUUAUUUAUUAUGUGUUUUGUAUCUGGUUUGAUUAAUGGUUUAUUUUAUACAGAGGAUAACAAUUCAAGAGUCUAUUUUGAAUUUAAACCAUAUGGUUCAACUCCGGCAAUUAAUGGUGUUAUCGCAUUUUGGGUCGCAUUAAUUAUUUAUCAAUCUUUAGUUCCAAUUUCCUUAUAUAUCUCGGUGGAAAUUAUUAAAUCUUUCCAAGCAUUUUUCAUUUAUUCAGAUAUCAAGAUGUAUUAUCCAAAGUUAGAUUUCCCAUGUAUACCGAAAGCUUGGAAUAUUUCUGAUGAUUUAGGACAAAUUGAAUAUAUCUUUAGUGAUAAGACCGGUACAUUAACUCAAAAUGUCAUGGAAUUCAAGAAAUGUACAAUCAAUGGAAAAUCUUAUGGAUUGGCAUAUACUGAAGCUAAGCAAGGUUUAGAUAAACGUGCAGGACUAGAUAUUAUAGAAUUGGCAAAUGUUUGGAGGAAAAAGAUUACAAACGAUAAAGAGGCAAUGAUUGAUGGUUUAUCCAAAUAUUUCAUAAAUGAUCAACUACAUGAAGAAAGUGUUACAUUUGUUUCAAGUGAAUACGUUAAUGAUACCUUAUUUGUCGAUGAUGACUUAGAUCAACAAAAAGUUGCCAAUGAAAGAUUUAUGCAUGCUUUGGCAUUGUGUCAUACUGUUGUCACUGAAGAAAAUGAAGAUGAACCAGGUUAUCGUGACUUCAAAGCAGAAUCUCCUGAUGAAGCAGCUCUUGUUUCGGUUGCUAGAGAUUUGGGUAUUGUUUUCAAAGAACGUUUGAGAAAGUCAUUAAUAUUACAAAAGUAUGGUAGGGAUGAAAAAUAUGAACUUCUUGAUAUAAUCCCAUUCACAUCUGCAAGAAAGAGAAUGUCAUGUAUUAUUGAAACUCCCGAUGGAAGAAUUAUUUUAUAUACCAAAGGUGCAGAUAAUGUUAUUUUCCAAAGAUUGGAUCCUAUUCACAAUUCAAACGAUGUUAUUUCAAAGACUGCUCUUCAUUUGGAAGAUUAUGCAAAUGAAGGUUUACGUACUUUGUGUAUUGCUGAAAGAGAAUUGGAUCGUGAUUUUUACUUUAAUUGGAGUGAACGUUACAAAGAAGCAAAUUCAUCUAUUGAUGACGAUCGUGAUGAACUUAUCGCACAGUUGGAUGAUGAAAUUGAACAAAACUUGAUCUUAUUAGGAGGUACUGCUAUUGAAGAUAGAUUGCAAGCUGGUGUUCCACAAUCGAUUGCAAUUUUAGGUCAGGCGGGUAUUAAAUUAUGGGUUUUGACUGGUGAUAGAAUUGAAACUGCUAUCAAUAUUGGAUUUUCGUGUAAUUUGUUAGAAAAUGAAAUGAAAUUGUUGGUUGUUAGACCUGAGGAUAAUGAUAUUCAUAAUGUUGAAUAUAUUGAUUCACUCAUUUCUAAAUACUUACUUGAAGAAUUCAAGAUGGAUGUUAGUGAUGCUACAACUGUUGAUAGAUUGAUAGAAGAAGCCAAGUUGGACCAUUCUGCUCCAAAUCCUAAUUAUGCAGUAAUUAUAGAUGGUGCAGCUUUACAUUUGGUCUUUCAAGAUUUAUCAGAUUAUCCUAAUGAAGAAGUGAGAUUGCUUAGAGAAAAAUUCUUAUUAUUAGGAAAACAAUGUAAAUCUGUUCUUUGUUGUCGUGUUUCUCCUUCCCAAAAGGCAGACGUUGUCAAGAUGGUGAAAGAUUCUCUCGGUGUUAUGACUUUGGCAAUUGGUGAUGGUGCUAAUGAUGUCGCUAUGAUUCAAGCUGCCAAUGUUGGUGUCGGUAUUGCCGGUGAAGAAGGUCGACAAGCAGUGAUGUCAUCAGAUUAUGCACUUGGACAAUUUAGAUUUUUGACAAGAUUAUUAUUGGUGCAUGGAAGAUGGUCAUAUAAAAGAUUAUCGGAAAUGAUUCCAUGUUUUUUCUAUAAGAAUGUGGUAUUUACCUUCACGUUGUUCUGGUUUGGUAUCUAUAAUAAUUUUGAUGGUUCAUACCUUUACGAAUAUACCUUCCUUAUGUUCUAUAACUUGGCUUUUACUUCCUUACCUGUCAUUGUUUUGGCAGUGUUGGAUCAAGAUGUGUCCGAUACCGUUUCGUUAUUGGUUCCGGAAUUGUAUCGUAGUGGUAUUCUUAGUCAAGAAUGGUCCCAGUACAAAUUUGGUUGGUAUAUGUUGGAUGGAAUUUUCCAAUCCGUUAUUUCAUUCUUUUUCCCUUAUUUGUUAUUCUAUCUUUCAUUCCAAAAUCCUCAAGGUUUAACUAUUGAUCAUAGAUUUUGGAUCGGUGUGGUUUGUGCUUGUAUUUCGGUUACUGCUUGUAACUUCUAUGUCUUAUUACAACAAAAGAGAUGGGAUUGGUUAACUUUAUUAAUUGAUGUUUUAUCCGUUUUGGUGGUUUAUUUCUGGACUGGAGUUUGGAGUGCCAGAGCAACAGCUGCAUUAGAAUUUUAUAAAGCUGGUGCCCAAACUUUAGGUACUUUGGCAGUUUGGUGUUGUAUUUUCAUUGGUAUUGUUUGUUGCUUGUUGCCUAGAUUUGUUUAUGAUUUCUUGAUGUCCAAUUUCAGACCUAGAGAUAUUGAUAUUGUUAGAGAAAGAGCUCGUAUGGGAGAAUAUGAUGAUUACCCUGAAGGAUUUGAUCCUACUGAUGCUGAAGAUGUAGAAAAGCAUAGAUUAUUAACCGAAAUUAUGGAAAAAGACCCAGAUUUAUUGUCCCACUUACAAGAAGAACAGUCAUCUUUGGAACAUGAAACUAAAUCUCAUCAUGAUGACAAUGCUUUAACAAAGACAUUUAAAACUAUCAAGAGACAUACUCAAAUCCCUAGAUCUAGAAAGAAUACCAUCCGGAGAUCGAGAAGAAAUACUUUGAAUGAUCAAUUCCAUAAACCUAUAGAUAUUGAAACGUUAAGACAACAAAUGAUUUUAAGUGGAGAAUAUAAGACUGCAAGAACGUCUUUGGAAAGAAUUAACACUACUCAUGAAUUGCCAGGUUUAACACAAGCUGAAACCUUGAUGUCUUAUCAUACCAGAAAUAGUAUCAGUUUGAAUCGUUAA
This is a messenger RNA of Hemisphaericaspora subhashii, 4545 nucleotides long. RefSeq lists its product as uncharacterized. NCBI's taxonomy places the organism in Eukaryota, Fungi, Ascomycota, Pichiomycetes, Serinales, Debaryomycetaceae. Gene Ontology annotation, biological process: phospholipid translocation. The record is from RefSeq and is a predicted model, not a curated record. Bases 1 to 4545 code for a protein of 1514 amino acids. The transcript has a single exon. Gene Ontology annotation, cellular component: plasma membrane. Gene Ontology annotation, molecular function: magnesium ion binding; ATP binding; ATP hydrolysis activity.